Messenger RNA from Sus scrofa (pig), 2484 nucleotides. NCBI's taxonomy places the organism in Eukaryota, Metazoa, Chordata, Mammalia, Artiodactyla, Suidae. The record is from RefSeq and is a predicted model, not a curated record.
ACCCCUAGCCUGGGAACCUCCAUAUGCUGCGGGAGUAGCCCAAGAAAAAGGCAAUAAUAAAAAAAAAAAAGACAAUAGAAUGUACAAAUAGAAGAGAUUCACCUGUGUGAGAAAGUGUGCGACAUGAAUGUCAUGGUGCUUUGCAGGUAGGGCUGUCCUCCAAACUUGUCUAGUGACCGUCAGAAAGAAAGAAAAACUCUUCAAGGCCCAUGCACACAUAGAAUUUUAUACCUAUCAUAGCAAGGAAAGGAUUGCUUGCUUUUUGGAAGGGUUCCCUGGGGCAAUCAUUGAAAAGUGUAGCUUUCUGUUCUCUGUAGUAGAAAAGCGUACGUUCAGGUCAUGUAGAUGGUCUUCAGAUCUUCAAGAAAUAGAGAACUCCAGCACAUUUUUAUCUUGUGACACCUGGAUUAUCGAGAGGCCUGCAUCCCCCUGACCCUGACUCCCACGUCAGUUCUUCAGGGCAGUGUUCUGGGAGCGUUAAUGUCUUGGGCGUUCCUUCCUGUAUCAGAAGAUUUAGAGUGUCUUUAAAAUGUGCCUUGAUUAAAAAAUACUAGGUUAGUGUGCAGACUCAUGAACCUGUCUGUUAGAAGAAGGGAGCCCCUCCCAGCCUCAAUCAGGUGGAGAUCAGGAGGGAGGCAGAUGCCGCAGGCUGGGCGGUGGCUGAUUUGGUGCAUGUGACUCCAGGGACAUGGGUGUGUUUUGACGGUUUCCAUGACGAGUGAGGAGGAUGCUGCUCCCCACUCUUUGGUGGAUGGUGCCGGGGAAUGUGGAGGCUCAGCCCGGCCCUGCAGAGAAGUGCCUGCCUGGGCCUUCACUGGAUCACUGAUGAGGUAUUACCAGAGAAAAGGAGCCUGAAACUCCUAAAGAGCCAGAACAUCAAUGUGAACUGGUACAUGUACUGUCCUGAGAGUGCCGUGAUCCUGCUGUCCACCACAGUGCUUGGGAACGUGCUGCAGCCCUUCUACUUCCGGGCUGGCACCAUGUCGAAGUUGCCCAAGUUUGAGAUUGAAUUACCAGCUGCACCUAAAUCAACUAAACUGAACCUCUCCGAGAGAGACAUUGCCAUGGCGACAAUAUACGGCCAGUUGUACGUUCUCUUCCUGCGGCAUCACUCUCGGACGUCUAACAGUACAGGAGCGGAGGUAGUCCUGUAUCACCUACCACGAGAAGGUGCCUGUAAAAAACUGCACAUAUUGAAGUUAAACCGGACGGGGAAGUUCGCGCUGAACGUCGUGGACAACCUCGUGGUUGUCCAUCACCAGGACACAGAGACGUCGGUGAUAUUUGAUAUCAAGCUGAGGGGGGAGUUUGAUGGCACCGUUACCCUCCAUCACCCGGUGCUUCCAGCUCGGUCGAUUCAGCCCUACCAGAUCCCCGCGGCAGGUCCUGCUCCCGUGACCAGCCAGUCCCCCGUCCCGUGUAAACUUUAUUCUUCGUCCUGGAUUGUAUUUCAACCUGACAUCAUCAUCAGCGCCAGCCAAGGUUACCUCUGGAACCUGCAGGUGAAACUUCAGCCCAUAGUGAACCUCUUGCCAGAUAAAGGAAGACUCAUGGACUUCCUCCUGCAGAGGAGGGACUGCAAGAUGGUUAUUCUGUCUGUGUGUGCGCAGAUGUUGACCGAGUCUGACAGAGCCACGCUGCCUGUGAUAGCCACUGUUUUUGACAAACUCAACCAGGAGUAUAAAAAGUACCUGGACGCUGAGCAGAGUUACACGAUGGCCAUGGAAGCCGGGCAGAGCCGCAGCAGCCCGCUCCUCAGGAGGCCGGUGCGGACCCAGGCGGUGGUGGACCAGUCUGACAUGUACACCCACGUCCUGUCAGCGUUCACGGAGAAGAAGGAGACGCCUCAUAAGUUUGUGGUAGCUGUGCUCAUGGAGUACAUCCGCUCUCUGAACCAGUUUCAGAUCACAGUGCAGCAUUACCUACACGAGCUUGUCAUCAAGACGCUGGUCCAGCACAACCUCUUCUACACGCUGCACCAGUUCCUGCAGUACCACGUCCUCAGCGACUCGAAGCCUCUGGCUUGCCUGCUGUUGUCCCUGGAGAGCUUUUACCCCCCUGCUCACCAGCUGUCCCUGGAUAUGCUGAAGCGCCUCUCCACAGCAAACGAUGAAAUAGUAGAAGUUCUCCUUUCCAAACACCAAGUGUUAGCUGCCUUAAGGUUUAUCCGGGGCAUCGGUGGCCAUGACAACAUUUCUGCCCGCAAAUUUUUAGAUGCCGCAAAGCAGACUGAAGACCACAUGCUUUUCUACACUAUAUUCCGCUUCUUUGAGCAGCGAAACCAGCGUUUGCGAGGGAACCCUGGUUUCACCCCAGGAGAACACUGUGAAGAACAUGUUGCAUUUUUCAAACAAGUUUUUGGAGACCAAGCUCUGAUGAGGCCUGCGACGUUCUGAGGUCAUUUGCUAGUUGUUUUAUAUAUAUAUAUAUAAAAUGUGUACAAAGUUAAUUUAUUGCAUUAAUAAAGCUCUUUAAACUACAAAA